AUGCCAGGCAAUGGUGGUGGAGAAGCCGCAAAUGGUGGAACAACAACAGGAGCAGCAGGACAAGGGCAUCAACAGAGAGAACGUGGCUUAGAUUCUGGUUUGGCCAAGUCUGCACCGAUUGCAGAAGGCCUCAACCAGAAAAGUUACCGAAGCUACCGUAGGCGAUUGCAGCUUUUUGCAAAGCAAUGUGGUCGUCGAGGUCGUGACACAGCGAUCGAAGGUACCUUUCUUGCAGUGAGUCUCCUAUAUGAUGCGGCAUGGGAAGCAAUUGAACAGUUAGACUUGGAUGAAAUAAAAUUGGAUGAUGAGCCCUUCAAACCCAUCUUCACUCUCCUUGACAAGCUGUAUCAGUAUGAGGACUUGAUCGAAGUACCAAGCCGAUGCGAGGAGUUCUUUCAGGAUUUCAUGAGACUGAAGAAUGAAGAUCUUCAGGCGUACAUCCUGAGACAUGGAACCAUGAUGAAGAAAAUGCGAGAAGUACACAUAGAAAUCCCGAAGCUCAUGGCGGGUUGGCACUUGUUGACUCGAGCUGGAGUACCAAAAUGGACGCAUGUGCAAGUCAAGUCCAUGUGUGGAGGUAACUUGGAAUACGACAAGGUCGUGAAGUCGCUCAUGAGAAUGUUCGGAGGUGACCACCGUCCGAACCCAAAGGACAUCGGCAAGAGCAGUCGUGAGGACGUUUUCUAUGAGGACAUGGAUGACGAGAUCUACUACCAAGACGAAGACGAUGAGUCAUACUAUGAGGCGUUCUAUGAGGACGAGUAUGACGAAGGCAUUGAAGAGGCCUACUAUGAGGAUGAAAUCCCAGAGGACAUCGAGCAUGCGGCUGACCAGGUGGAGGACGCAUUUGUGAGCUACGUGGAGAGCCGCCGCAGGAUGAGAGAGCUUGCAUUGGCUCGUGGCUUCUAUCCGGUGGUUGCACUUCCGCCGGAUGUCAUAGAAAAAGGCAAGGGCAAACCACCAUCGAGCUCCUCUACCAGCACAGCGCCUGGCAGUGAUUUCAAAUCCACGCUGUCUGGGUCAACUGGACAGCAUGGGCCAAGGUUCAAGAGAUACAGAGUUCAGAGCAGUGGCGUUAAAGAGGUUCCAGAAGAGCAAGUCAGCAUCGUCAUGGUAGCAACGGAAGAGUGUCUCUUUGCCAGUCUGGACACCGGAAAGGCGAUCAUCGACUCUGGAGCGUCAAGGACCAUAGUCGGUGAAAAGAUUUGGAAGAAGUGGAUAGCGUCAAGGACCAUAGUCGGUGAAGAGAUUUGGAAGAAGUGGAUGGACAUGAUGCGUCCAGCAGAUGCGAAGGAGGUGAAAAUGGAGCAUGUCAUGAGAGAUUUUCGAUUUGGAGAUCGAAACACUUUGCGCUCCAACUAUGAGGUGAUCUUCCCUGCGUAUGUCCGUGGCCAGAAGUUGUCUUUGCGAGCAUCGGUGGUUCCAGGACCAACACCAUUUUUGCUGGCAAGACCCACUUUGGAGGAAUGGAAAGUCAAACAAGACUAUGAGAACGCAAAGAUAAGAGACCGCAAGAAACACAUUUUGGAUCUCUUGGACUACAAGGAACCAGCUGAAGUGAAUCACAUGGAUGGCGAGAUUGUCCCCAAUGCAGUUUUGGCCAAGGACGAGAUUGUCCUCCUUGCCGAAAAGAAUGGUGACAGCUGGUGCAUUGAGCCAAGUUUAGAGCGUGAACCUCAGGAUGCGCCAGCCAGCGACAAUGUGCAGGUUGAUUUGGAGGAUGCUUUGGAGAUGAGCGAAAAGACAACAAGCAACGUUUUUGCUGGGAGAAAACUUCUGUUUUGGGAGUUGUACGUUGAUCACGGCAAUUUGUCAAAGUACAUGGCAGAGAAAUAUCCAGAUGUGCAAGUUUCCAAUUUCUCACUGCCUGAUUGGGACUUCAGCAAAGAAGAAGAGAAACAACACCUGAAGCACUGCAAAGACGUUCACGACAAAGCAGAAGAGAUUGUUGCAGACACUGGCAUAGAAAAUCCAGACAGAGCAGCAUCAUGGAAGACAGAAACGUGGGACUCCAUGGAGAAUUUCUAUGAUGCCACAUGCGACCGUUGUCGCACGGGGUUGGCAUACUACGAGAAUGGAGUUUUCAAAGGCAAGGUCAAAAAGAGCACAAGGAUCAGAACUGGAAGCGUCGAACUGGCAGAUGCACUUUCUCUCCAAUGCGAAUGCCCCCCAGGUUCACAUGUACAGAUGGUGGGCAAAAGCACUGCGCUGAAGGACAUGCAAAACUAUGAGCUUGGUUUUGUAUCCAUUGCAGAUCCUGUCAUCUACAAUCUCAUGGAGGAUAAUUGGAGGAAACGUCAGAUUAGCCAAAUCAUGGUCACGGAUGAAGUGGAUGAGACAGAGAAAGAACUAGAGAAGAAGAAGCAGUCAUCGACACACCGUCUCAUAGAACAUGAUCGACGUCUCUCCAAAGAAUUUGGUCCAACUGCCCUCAACGUGGUGAAGAAACUUCAUCGCCAACAGGGUCAUCCAGGAAAUGACCGCCUUGUCAGAGCACUCUGUGAUGCGAAGUUUGAUGACAGUGUCACAACUUCUUUGCCACAAACAACCCAUUUCAAUGACCUUUUGGAGAUGGAUACUUUUCACCUGAAGUGGCGUGGUGAGAAGGUGAAGGUCUUAGCAAUGAUGGAUCUUCACACCAGGUACGAAAUCAACGAGGUGCUUGGCCGUGAAAUUUUGGAAGAAGAGGUUGCAGUGUUGGAGAAGUGGAUGCAAUGGGCGGGUGCACCUCGCCGAAUCCGGACAGACUCGUCAGGAGCUCACAUGGGAGAGGAGAUGCAAGCCUGGUGCGAUGAGUUCGGCAUCAAGUUGAUCUUGGUACCUAAGGACUCUCACAAUCGCAUGGGCACAGUGGAGCGCCUUCAUGCAGUUCGUAGAAGACAACUCAUGAAAAUGAUGCACGAGAACGAGAGUUUGGAUGUCAAGAAGGCAGUGAUCAUCGCGUGCUCACAGCGCAACAGACUGCGCUCAAUCCAUGGCAUCUCUCCUGCAGCUAUGGUGCUUGGAUACACACCGGAGGAUGAUGGGAUCAGUGAUGAGCCUACACGACUCCGGGUACAAGGACGACAAGCACACAUGGAGGAUCAAGCAGUCCGAGCCCUGGCAACAAAAGCUUUCUAUGAAGCCAACACUGACGCCACUCUUCGUCAGGCAAUGCUGGCCAAGACCAGGACAGGACAGUCCGCUGGUUGUGGGCGAUUAUGCCUGCUACUGGCGUUAUCAACAUGGACAAAGAGCUCUCACGUUGGCGAGGUGAUGGCACGUCGAGAGGUUCCUGCAGAACGAGAAGCUCGCCCACAAGCUUUUCCUGACACGGCCGCACGAGAUUUGGAGAAGGAAGUAGAUGAAAAAGGUGACAAGCGUGAGAGAUCAAGGAGCCCUCCACCAGAGGAUGAUCAACGUGUGCGCAUGCUGAACAUCUCCCACGAGGCAGCCAGAAAGCUGGAUGGUUUGGCCCCUCGUCCCUUGACCGCAAAGGAGCUUGAUGGAGCUUGUCGAGAGCUUGAAGGAACUCGUGACAAAGAGGUAGGAUCUGACGAUGAACUGUUGGCUGAGGAGUUCAAUGAGAAGAGACUCAGCCCUGAAGAAAAGAAACUCUUUGAUGAAGCGAAAGAUCAAGCUUUGAAGGUUUGGAUAGAGAAUGAGGCAUGGCGUGCAGUUCCUAUGGAGGAGGCAGACCCAGAGGAAACAAUCCCUGCUAGGUUUUUGCAGAGAUGGAAGCCCAAGCCAGGUGCGCCCGGUGGCAAAGUGGCGUUUGGAUCCUGGGAUUUUGGCCCAAUCAUCCGAUUUUGCGGAGCAGAUGUGGAGCAAUCUUUGGCCAACGACAGCUUGACCAUUUCCAUGAAAGAGUAUGUGAAGAGAGUACAUCCCAUUAUAAUUGAGAAGAAUCGCAAAGCCAUGCCAAAUGAGCCUUGCGAUGAAAAAGAGUACCGAUGCCUUCGUGCCCUUGUGGGUGCACUUGCAUGGCCUGCAAACCAAUGCAUGCCACAGCUGUCAGCAUCAGUGAGCAUUUUGCAGGCAUCUGUGGCAAAGCCGCAGAUCAAGGACGUGAAUGAAAGCAACAAACUUUUGAGAUUUGCAAAGAACGUAGCACAGGAGUACAAGAUGAAAAUGAUCAAGCACGUAUGUCAAAUGAAAGAUAUGAAGUUCUCUAUGUAUUCAGAUGCGGCAUGGGCAGUUCGCCCAGACGGAACCAGUCAAGGGGGCUUCAUGAUUUUUGCAGCUAGCGAAGAAGAACUUCGAGGUGGCCAGCCGAUGAGUCUCACCAUCGUCGACUGGCACUCAAAGAAAUUGGUUCGCAUGUGCAGGUCAUCUUUGGCGGCAGAAGCUCAGGCAUCAGCAGCAGCGAUGGAUGAACUGGAAUGGUGCAAGAUUUUUUGGGCCACCAUAAUCAAUCCAAUAUUGAACAUUGAGAAGGAGGCCACGUUGCAGCUGAGUGGCUUGUCUUUUGUUUUGACGGACGCCAAGAGUCUUUAUAACUCCUCCAAGUCCGUCACUGCAGGUAUGCAUCUCAGUGAGAGAAGAACGGCAAUUGAGGUAGCGAUUGUCGCGGAAAGGGUGAAAGCAAUGCAGGCAGAGUGGAAAUGGAUCAACUUUUUUCAGGAGUUGGCAGAUGGAUUGACAAAGCCAUCAGCCAAAAACAAAUUUGCAGAGGUUCUCAACAGAGGCAAUCAUCAAAUGUGUUUUGACCCAAACUUCACGGCAGCAAAGAAAGUGACUCAGAAAGAUCGUGAAGCGCAAGAAAAAGAACUUCAAGAUGCAACAAAUGAGCAGAUUUUUGGAUUUACAGAAAUUGAGAAUAGAGAGAAGAAACCAGGAGAAUGUCAACUGGCGGAAUACAGAAAACCAAUCGAUGAAAAAAACAAGAACAACAAGUAUUGCAGCCGAAGGCAUUUCUACCUUGACCACCAUCGCAAGUACGGUUGGUCUGAUACGUGGAAAAAGUCAGCAUCUAUGGCUAUGGCAAUUGAGACGGCAGAAAAUGUUGCAGGUGCAGAGGCCCCAAUCAAUGAGGCAAUUUUGGACGAUGAAGAUGCAUCUGAAGAAAACUCAGAUCAUGAGAAUGACAUCAUGUUUGCUGAGACCUACGCCCGGCCGAGCCAUGUCGAUCCGAGCGAGGAGCAGCGAUGGCGCGAAGCCUAUGGCAAGUAUCCUGGAACGUCCAGCACUGUGGAACAGAUGUAA
Cladocopium goreaui is the source of this 5184-nucleotide messenger RNA. The record is from the annotation of a GenBank genome assembly. NCBI's taxonomy places the organism in Eukaryota, Dinophyceae, Suessiales, Symbiodiniaceae.